AUGCAGGCACCGGUGGUGGUUAUGAAUACCCAGAGUGGUGAUAGACAAACCGGACGAAAAGCACAGCUUUCGAAUAUCACAGCAGCCAAAACUGUCGCAGAUAUCAUUCGAUCAUGUUUAGGCCCCAAGGCUAUGUUGAAGAUGUUGCUGGACCCUAUGGGCGGUAUUGUCCUGACGAACGACGGUCAUGCCAUUCUCCGAGAAAUCGAGGUCUCGCAUCCAGCGGCGAAGAGCAUGAUCGAGCUUAGCAGAACACAAGACGAGGAAGUUGGAGACGGAACUACGACUGUCAUUAUCCUUGCCGGUGAAAUUCUUGCUCAAGCCCUCCCCCAGUUAGAGCGCAACAUCCACCCUGUUGUAAUCAUCUCCGCCUUCAAGCAUGCCCUCAAAGACGCCCUCGAAAUCAUCGACGAGAUCUCACUCCCAGUCGACAUCGAUGACGACAAGGCCAUGUACCAGCUAAUUUCCUCCUCAAUCGGCACGAAGUUCGUUUCCAGAUGGUCAGAAUUGAUGUGUAAUCUCGCCCUGCAAGCUGUCCGCACAGUAACCUUUGAAGUCGGUGGUGGUAAGAAGGAGGUCGACAUCAAGCGUUACGCACGAGUUGAGAAGGUCCCAGGCGGAGAAAUUGAAGACAGCAGAGUUCUGGAUGGUGUCAUGCUCAACAAGGAUAUCACGCACCCGAAGAUGAGAAGACGGAUAGAAAAUCCUAGAAUUGUCCUGUUAGAUUGCACGCUGGAGUACAAGAAGGGAGAGUCUCAGACGAAUAUCGAGAUCAGCAAGGAGGAGGACUGGAACAAGAUCUUGCAGAUCGAGGAGGAGCAGGUCAAGCUUAUGUGUGAUGCUAUUCUGGCGGUCAAGCCGGAUUUGGUAAUCACCGAGAAGGGAGUUUCUGAUCUUGCCCAACAUUACCUGCUCAAGGCCAACGUGACUGCGCUUCGCCGAGUUCGCAAAUCAGACACCAACAGAGUGGCACGCGCCACCGGUGCAACCAUCGUCAACCGGGUCGAAGACCUUCAAGAAUCCGACGUCGGAACCAAAUGCGGACUUUUCGAGAUUGAGAAGAUUGGCGACGAGUACUUCACUUUCCUAACUAAGUGCACGGAUCCAAAGGCUUGCACCAUCCUCCUGAGAGGUCCUUCAAAAGAUAUCUUGAACGAGAUUGACAGAAAUUUGGCGGAUGCGAUGGCUGUGGCAAGAAAUGUCAUGUUCCACCCCAGACUGUCGCCCGGUGGUGGUGCUACGGAGAUGGCUGUUGCGGUCAGACUUGGACAGCUUGCUAAGAGCAUUGAGGGUGUUCAACAAUGGCCUUACAAGGCUGUUGCGGAGGCUAUGGAGGUCAUUCCCAGAACGCUCAUUCAAAACGCUGGAGCCAGUCCUGUCAGAGUUCUGACUGCGCUGAGAGCUAAGCACGCUGAGGGUGGAAGCACGUGGGGUAUUGACGGAGAUACCGGAAAGCUUGUGGAUAUGAAGGAGUACGGUGUUUGGGAGCCGGAGGCAGUCAAGUUGCAAAGUAUCAAGACUGCUAUUGAGUCUGCGUGCUUGCUUUUGAGAGUAGACGAUAUCUGCAGUGCGAAGGCUGCACGACAAGCCGGUGGAGGUGGUGCGGGAGAGGAAUAG
Molecule: messenger RNA, 1617 nt
Organism: Drepanopeziza brunnea f. sp. 'multigermtubi' MB_m1
Lineage: Eukaryota; Fungi; Ascomycota; Leotiomycetes; Helotiales; Drepanopezizaceae
Biological process (GO): protein folding
Cellular component (GO): chaperonin-containing T-complex
Molecular function (GO): ATP hydrolysis activity; ATP-dependent protein folding chaperone; ATP binding
Source: RefSeq, a predicted model, not a curated record